This is a messenger RNA of Lineus longissimus, 1539 nucleotides long. RefSeq names its product cysteine-rich venom protein latisemin-like. The record is from RefSeq and is a predicted model, not a curated record. Gene Ontology annotation, cellular component: extracellular region. NCBI's taxonomy places the organism in Eukaryota, Metazoa, Nemertea, Pilidiophora, Heteronemertea, Lineidae. The transcript is spliced from 9 exons. Bases 46 to 1329 code for a protein of 427 amino acids.
UAGGUGUAUCAACCGUAGCACCGCAAAUCGGCGGAGCAAUUUAACAUGCUGAGGUUAAUUUUAAUCGCGGCUCUGGCGAGUGGAGGCUUAGGAUCCCUGGUCAAAAGGGACACCGUGUCGGAUUUCGGCCUCACGCAGGCAGAAAUAGAUGACCUUGUAAAGAGACACAAUGAUGAACGAGUCAAGGCGGGUGCGGAAGACAUGAACUUGUUGGUCUGGGACAACGAUCUUGCAGCAGACGCCAUGUACUGGGCAAAAAAGUGCAUCUUUGACCACGGACAACCCUCAACCCCGAAAUACACAAAAGGCACGGUUGGACAGAACCUAGGCUACACCACAAACUCAGGCACGCAAAAGUGGGAACCUUUUAUCAAAUGGAUGGCAGAAUCCGACUACUACGUGUUCUCCUCCAAUCAGUGUUAUUACCCCCCAUGCGGCCAUUAUACACAGGCUAUGUGGUCCACUCACGAGAGAGUGGGUUGUGCUUACUAUGAGUGUGCAAUGAUGUUGACAAAAAAAGGUGAAAACCUGGACCCGAAUGCUAAAUACCUGGUCUGCAACUACUCGCCAGCGGGCAACAUUGACGGGAGCAAGCCGUGGACACCUGGCGAGCCGUGCAAUGGUUGUCCUUACUGCCAUGAAAAGCUCUGUGUCCCCAAGGAACAGUGCGAAAGUGGCGCCAUCAAAUGUGAAUGUCAGCGAAAGUGUGAGCAUUGCGGGUCGGUGACGGAUGACUGCAAGUGUAUAUGUCCGGAGGGGACUCACGGGGAAUUUUGCGAAUAUCUAUGUAGGAACAAGAAGAUAGAGUGUCCUAGCUUCACUAAGGCCGACUGCGAUAAAGAUGGAACUGGCACCCCAAAGGUCGUGUAUGACUUUUGUGACGUGACCUGCGAAAAAUGCACACAGAACACAAACACAUCGUGGACUUGUGGAGCUGAGAACUAUCAAAACACAUUCACCCGGUUUGCAAGCAAUCCGGAAUACGGCUAUAUGGUAACGGGGAGAAAUAACACCUAUUGUGCGUUCCCCUUCCGGUACAAUGGUAAAUACUACGAUAGUUGCAUCAAGUACGGGGACACCGAUUGGUGUUCUCUCUCCACUGAUUACGACAAGUACAAGACCUACGUCACGGGUUGCAGAAAAAUCAAGACAACGGGCGGAACUGGCAAUGGCGACAACUGCGUGUUUCCUACCGAGUACAAGGGGAAGUACACUCAGAAGUGCAUUGUGGACGAUAGUGAUACUACAAAAACGUGGUGUGGCACAACUGCCAACUACCCCGUCGACAAGAAAUGGGGAUACUGCGACCUGGCUGCGAGUGGUUUGUAAUAACCGUUCAGUCGAACCUGGCGGGAGGGACGGAACGUCCUUCCUUGGCGAAUACCGAAUACUAGCAUCCAAAACCUUAGACAUAUAGAUAUUUUGAGAUGCAAUAUCAAGGACAUUACUCAGAAAGGACAAUACCAUCUGACGUGCAUAUGUGUCUAUAUCAUGUAGUUCGAUGAUGGGAAUAAAUUCUCCGCGCAAACGAAAAUAAAA